Messenger RNA from Corythoichthys intestinalis (scribbled pipefish), 2846 nucleotides. RefSeq names its product inositol 1,3,4,5,6-pentakisphosphate 2-kinase (gene ippk). NCBI's taxonomy places the organism in Eukaryota, Metazoa, Chordata, Actinopteri, Syngnathiformes, Syngnathidae. The transcript is spliced from 14 exons. The coding region runs from base 324 to 1751 and encodes 475 amino acids. Gene Ontology annotation, biological process: inositol phosphate biosynthetic process. Gene Ontology annotation, cellular component: nucleus. Gene Ontology annotation, molecular function: ATP binding; inositol-1,3,4,5,6-pentakisphosphate 2-kinase activity. The record is from RefSeq and is a predicted model, not a curated record.
GUCGUCAUAAAGUAAUUACCGUCAUAUCCUUUAGGUUCUUUGAUGUAUUAACAAUUUAUGUCGUGUGUGUCUCUCGAAACGUGUAAAAGGAGGAAUAUACGCAAUUUGUCGCAAGGUAACCUGCACGGUAAAGUAAAGUCGUCUUUACUUUGAAAACGUAAACGGAAGUAGGUGCGUGUUCGGCUGCGCUAGUCGGCAGGGUGUCGCCAAAAGUCGUCGGUCGGUGUGCGAAUGCGCCGCUAACCGCUUUGAGUUCGCAACUUGUGGAGGACUCGGUCGCGGCUUGGGAGCGCUUCAACUCUCCGGCGGCCACGGAGACCGCCAUGGAGGUGGACAAAAUGGACGAGAACGACUGGCGCUACCACGGCGAGGGCAACAAGAGCCUGGUUGUCUCCCACGUACAGCUGUCCAAAGUUCUGCGCCUGCUCAAGUAUCCAACUGAGGACUCUGAAAACCCGCCGCAGACGGCCGAGCAAGCCUUCAGGCAGAUCCAGAACAUCGUUGACUUCGGCUCCAACGUGAUGAGCAGCCUGCUGGGCAACAAGUUCAUCCACAGCGGAGAAGUCGUCAAGCUGCCGCUGGAGUUUGUCCGUCAGCUGUCAAUCAAAGUCCAACAGCACCGGCCCGCGUGGCGCUGCGACAAAGUGAUGGACAUCUACAGCGGCUGCGCUCUUUGUCUGCCCAACUUGACGCGGCCCAGCGGCCUCCUUACCCUCUCGCACAUUCCUCCGCUUUGUGUGGAAAUCAAGCCCAAGUGCGGCUUCCUACCGUCGUCCAAGCACAUCAGCCGAGACGUCAAGAGCAAAGUGUGUCGCUUCUGCAUGCACCAACACUACAAAGUGGCUACCGGGCGCUGGAAAAGACGCAGCCUGUACUGCCCGCUGGACUUGUUCUCAGGGAGCAGACAGCGGAUGCACUUUGCCGUCCGACAACUCAUUGAAGAACCUCAGAACAACUUCAAAAUCUUUAAGGGGGGUCAGUGCAUAUACAGCGGGGGCGCUGGCGACGAUUCCUCGGACCUUAACACUCUGCUCUACCACCUGCGACCUUAUUUCCUCUACGCCAACAAUCGCCUCCACGCGCACACGAGCGCCAAAGCCGUCCUGGGGGACUUCAUCCAGGUGCUGGUCAACGCCUUGCUGAACGGCGGCGGCGCGACAGAGCGACGGGAAGAUGGCCGCGCUUUCUGCGAGGCUAGCCUCUUCAACAAAGACAGAAGUCGACACGGCUCUCAGGGUUUGCCCGGCGAUAGCGUCCUGUCACGAAUCCUCCGCACGCAAAUGUUGGACAACCUUAACAUCGAAGGCAUUUACCCUCUCUAUCGGCGAGUGGAGCAACACCUGCGCGACUUCCCCAAAGAGAGAAGCCGCCUGCAGGCGGACGGUCCUUACAACGACGCCUUCUUGGAGCGUCUGCAGAAAUGCCUGGCGGAGGACGACGGCUCGCUGGACUUCGCCGUGUCCAAGGUGCAUCAGUACCGCGUGGCCAUGACGGCAAAGGAUUGCUCCGUCAUGGUCGCCCUGGCGCCCGUCGCCGACGACGACCACUGCGACGACCAAGACUGCGACGACGAUUUACGCGGACAACGUCGCCUACGCGACUUCCUGCCGCCGCGACCGUCCGCCUUCUCCUACUCUGUGUCCAUCUUGGACUUGGACCCCAAGCCACUGGACAGCAUUCCCCUACAGCUGGGACUGGACCACAAGAUCGUGGCUUGUUAUGAGCGCGCCUUCGCCCUCAGGCCCGCCUGAAGACGCCACCCUUCCCCGAAAACUUGCCGUCCUGAGCCCCCGCUAAAAUAUCGCCAGCCGCGCCGGGCCCGACGUUUUCCGUCAGUCACGCAUCGCAGCUUUGACGCACACACGCGACAAUCACUUUAAUACGACGGAAGAGUUGACCGUUCACUUCCUGUCCUGGCGUUUCACUUGAAAGUCACAUUUGUUACGACGCGAAAACAACAUUUCUGCCCUCGAUUUUGUGCCAUUUAGAUAGAAUAACAGCACUGGACGGAAGCGUAUUACUGUCACACCCAAAAGUAUCAUGUUUUUACAUGACAAUAUCAAACAUGGUGACAAUGUUCGUUAAAAACUACUUAGUUAACUCAGGAUUAAAACUGCUCUUUCGUACUUAUCCUCACGAGGGAUGCGAGCUAAUUGUGUUAAUAUAGAUUAAUAUUUCAUAAAUAUAACGGUACAUUUAAAAUAAAAGUACUAAACACUACUUUUGAAAUCGUUAUGAUACAGAAUGCAAUUAAUCACUAUAAAUUUCAGUUUUAACUCCACGUUCACUUGUCUACCAUUGACAGUGAUAGACAUCCAAUCUAUUUAAACUGGGAGAUUAAAAUUAGUACCUUAGCCCAUUAUCAUGCGAAAAUGUUUAAAUGUGUUACGUAAAAACAUGAUACUGUUUUAUCGGUGUCGCAGCAAUACGCCGUCAAAGCACUAGGAAGGGGAACUGAUUUUAAUAUUUGACAGACGGUGUGAAACGGGGUUACUGUGAUGUCACUUCCUGUGAGAAAAGUGUGUUUGAAUGUGGAGUGGCUGCUGGUGUCAGCUUGGUGACACGUUUAGGGUCCCGUGUGAAAAGUAAACUUGGGGUGCGCCACCAAAUGGACCUCAGAGGAUGUUUAAAAAAAAUCAAAAUGGCGGCCACCCUUGGUAUAGAGAGUGAGUGCGAGUGUGUAAAUGUUGGGGUAAAGUAUUUGCUAAUACAAAGGCUGCUUGUCUGCCAUUUUGUAUGUAAAUUAUUUAUUUUUGUAGAUUUUGGCUAAUGAGCUCUACUGUCAGUUUAUACUGGAGCGGACUGAUGAAUAAAAAACUGAGAAACAGUGAUGUUUGUGUGUUAUA